This is a messenger RNA of Lathyrus oleraceus (garden pea), 1452 nucleotides long. Its product is annotated as protein GIGANTEA. NCBI's taxonomy places the organism in Eukaryota, Viridiplantae, Streptophyta, Magnoliopsida, Fabales, Fabaceae. Bases 227 to 1108 code for a protein of 293 amino acids. The record is from RefSeq and is a predicted model, not a curated record. Gene Ontology annotation, biological process: regulation of circadian rhythm; response to stress; regulation of long-day photoperiodism, flowering. Gene Ontology annotation, cellular component: nucleus. The transcript has a single exon.
AUCGCAAGUAUUCUCAUCUCCACUAUUACAUCUCUUAACCCUCCUAAUUCAGGAAUUUCAUUAUUUCUCCAGAAAUUAGCUCUAAAUAUAGGGAUUGGAAUGGUGAAUUAUAUUAUUUUCUUACUUGAUUGGUAGCAUGUUUUGGAUGGAUUGGGGAUAAAAUUGCUUUUCAUAUAUAAUCAGAAGCAAAACAAGAAGGGAAUAGUUUGAGAUUUGGAAGCUUUUGAUGGCUUCUACUAUGGCUGCUACUAGUGAAAGAUGGAUUGAUCGUCUUCAAUUUUCCUCACUAUUUUGGCUUCCACCACAAGAUGGUCAGCAAAAGAAGGAUCAAAUUGCUGCAUAUGUUAAGUACUUGAUUCAGUUUACAUCAGAGCAAUUUGCCGACGAUAUUGCUGAGUUGAUCCGCAACCGUUACCCGUCGAAGGAAAUUCUCCUCUUUGAUGAUGUUUUGGCAACAUUUGUCCUUCAUCAUCCAGAGCAUGGGCAUGCAGUUGUACUUCCAAUUAUUUCAUGUAUUAUCGACGGCACACUAGUCUAUGAUAAGACUAGUCCUCCAUUUGCUUCUUUGAUAUCUUUAGUCUGCCCUAAAAAUGAGAACGAAUAUUCAGAACAGUGGGCUCUGGCAUGUGGUGAAAUUUUGCGUAUUUUAACUCACUACAAUUGCCCCAUUUACAAAAUGGAAAGGCAAUCGAGUAGUGGCAACCUUGCAACAACUAGUGAGCCUCUUAAUGGGUACAGUGCUUUGGCACAAGAGAAAAAACCUAUUAGGCCCCUGUCCCCCUGGAUUACCGAUAUGUUGUUGGCUGCCCCUGUAGGCAUUAGAAGUGACUAUUUCCGGUGGUGCAGUGGUGUUAUGGGCAAAUAUGCUGCUGGAGAACUCAAGCCUCCGUCAACUGCCUCUUCCCGUGGUUCUGGGAAACAUCCUCAACUCGUGCCUUCGACUCCAAGAUGGGCUGUUGCUAAUGGCGCUGGUGUUAUAUUAAGUGUUUGUGAUGAUGAAGUUGCUCGCAAUGGAACUGCUAUUUUAACAGCGGCUGCUUUUCCUGCACUAUUGCUUCCUCCUCCAACCGCCCAUACUGUCGUGGAAUUUGUAUAUACCUUUACUUAAGGUCUUGGAAUAUCUUCCUCGUGGAAGCCCGUCAGAAGCAUGUCUCAUGAAAAUAUUUGCUGCUACAGUGGAAGCCAUUCUUCAGAGAACAUUUCCACCCGAAUCCAGUAGAGAACAAAACAGAAAAGCAAGUUACCUCUUUGGCAUUGGUUCAGCCUCUAAAAACCUUGCUGUGGCAGAACUUCGCACUAUGGUUCAUUCACUUUUUCUAGAAUCGUGUGCUUCUGUAGAGCUCUCUUCCCGUCUACUUUUUGUUGUCUUGACCGUCUGUGUUAGUCACGAAGCCCAAUUCAGUGGAAGCAAGAAGCCUAGAGGUGAAGAUAAUUAUUCAGUUGAGGAAAUCA